UCUUCAUGGGCUCUGGGCACGCCCCAAGAAGGGGGGGUCCCAGGCUAGUAGGGUGGAACCCGCGGCCUCAGCCUAAGACGGUGGGACAACCUGCCCCAGAGCACAGCCACAGCAAGGCCACCUGUCCAGGUCCCCAUCCCAGGCUUGGCAAUGACCCUGGCGGCUUCCUCCCAGCGCUCCCAAAUCAUUCGCUCCAAGUUCCGAUCUGUCCUCCAGCUUCGGAUCCACAGACGGUAUCAGGACCCGAGCCUCUCGGGAUCCUUCACCGCCUCUCCAGUCUCAGAUUCAGAUCCCUGGAUCUCAGCCUCAGCCCCAGCUCUGGCCCCCACCGCAGCCUCACCCUCAGGUCCUGCCCCUCUCUGCUCCAGUCUGGGCGUUCUGCACCCUGAGUCACAACGCUGCCCUUGGAAGUCGCUGAAGAAGGAGUCGCCCAAGAUCUCCCAACAUUGGAGGGAGGCCAAGCCAAAGGGGAACUUGACAUACCACCAGUACAUUCCCCCAGAGCCAAGACAAGGGUCUAGGGCAGACCCUCAGGCCAAAGGAUCGGCUGAGGGUCCCCCUGGGCCACCUCUGUGUGAAGAGAUGAAAUCACAGCAGCCACCUUCUAGGAUGAAGCCCACUCCCCUCCCUCCCUCCCUCCCAGGAGUCUCCAACCCCUCGUCUCCUUCACACAAGUUGGAACUUCAGACCCUUAAACUGGAGGAGCUGACGGUCUCAGAGCUCCGGCAGCAGCUGCGCCUGCGGGGCCUCCCGGUGUCCGGGACCAAGUCGAUGCUCCUGGAGCGCAUGCGCGGAGGGGCCCCGUCCCGCGAGCGGCCGAAGCCACGGCGCGAGGACUGUCCCGCGGGUGCUCCCUGGCCACGCCUCAGGCCUAAAGCCCUCGUAGCCGCCCGACGGCAGGGUUCGUCCAAGCCAAGCCCAGCAUCUCCCCUGCCCGCUGUUCCUCGUGCCGCGGGAAACUUCGUGACCGCUCCGGCUCCGUCUCAGUCUCCGUCUCCAACUCCGGCUCCAGCUCUGACCCCUUCCUCAGCACCAGCCUCAGCAGCCCUGACUCUGGAGGAGGAGCUGCAGGAAGCGAUCCGGAGGGCGCAGUUGCUACCGAACCGGGGCAUCGAGGACAUCCUGGAGGAUCAGGUGGAAUCUGGUGACCUGCUGCCCCCUAUCCCCCUGGACUUCCCAGGCUCUUUCGAUGUGCUGUCCCCCUCCCCAGACUCCGAAGGCCUCUCAUCUGUCUUCUCUUCCUCGCUCCCGUCCCCCACAAACUCCCCAUCCCCGUCUCCCAGGGGCCCCAUGGACUCCUUGGACUGGCUGGAAGCUCUGAGUGGGGGUCCUCCACUGGGCUGUGGUCCCCCAGCCCCCAGCAUCUUCUCCACUGAUCUAUCUGAUUCCAGUGGCACCCGGCUGUGGGACCUGCUGGAGGGUCCCUGGUGAAAGAUUCUGGGUUUCUGAGGGACUGAGAACUGGUAGGGAUGGGGAGGUCACCAAGACAGACUCCUUGAGGGAGGAGUCGGCACAACUAGCAGAAUCCCCUCCCACCACAAACCCAGAAUCAGAAACGACCCUCAUCUCCACCUGGCCCCUAAAUGCUGCCCACAUGCCAACCACCUGACUUUCGCCUGCCCUGACCUCCACGAUCGUGUGGUGGGGGAAGGGAGGUCUCAUUUGCUGCGGUCCAGGGCGAACAAUCUGCUCGCUGCUUCCUUCCGAGACCUCUUGGAUGUCUUCUUCUUCUCAUCCUACUCACUACACGGCUACCUGUCGCUGGGGCAUCGGGAAGGUGGUGUAUGCUUUUUUUGGAUGCAGGAGAGGGGCAGGAAGGAGUGGGGAGGGAGAACAGAGAACUAGGCUUCCCUCGGCUUUCGGUUGGAAGUGAGAAAAUCAGAACCGUUACGUACGAGGUUAGAUUCUCUUGGAAGCAGAGCCUGAGACAAGAUCCACGUGUCCAAGAUUUAUUAAAGAAAUGCUCCCAGGAGGAAGCCAAAGGGAGUGGGUGAAAUGGGACAGCGAGAGGGAAGAAGAGCACCAGGUAUGUGCUGUCAGGUGAAGUUCCGACCUCAGCCUGGUCCCUGAGGAUAUAUGAAGUUGUGGAGUCUUUCCCACCUUGCAAUAAAUGGAACUGGGCCUUUAGGGCAAAGGGAGAUCCCCGUUUAGGUUUUUAAAGCUGAAUCACAAACCACCUCAAAAUGUAGUGUCGUAAAAUUAUCACUGUCUACAGUUGUUCACAAUUCUGUGGGUUGACUGGGCUCAGCCAGGCGGUUCUUCAGCACCAUAUGCUGUCGGCUAGGGCUGUGAGAUCCAACGUGGCACUCUCAUACGUGUCUGGAGCCUUGGCAGGGGUGGCUCCUAGGCUGGACUCAUCAGGGCUGGAAGAAGCUGGACUUCUCUCAUUCUCCGUGCGGUCUCAGUGCCCUCCCUCUGCAUGUGGUCUCUCCCACAGAGACAUGGACUCCUUAGGAGGUAGCUCAGGUCUUUGCCAAAGUGACCCUCCCUCGGAGAGGAAGUGGAAACUGCCAGUCUCUUAAAGACUGAGCUUGGAACAGACCCAAUGUUCCUUCCACCGUUUGUAUUGGUUAUUGCAAGUCAGGCCAUCCAGGCUGAAUAUGGGAGGCGACUACUCCAAGGUGUUAAUGGGGGGAUGGCAUGGUCACUGGGGGCCAUAUUUGGAGACUUGCUACUACACCUCUCUGUUUAGUCAUGGGCUCCGUGUCCUGAGAGGGGGCUGGGACACAAAGUCCCAAGCACUUAGACCCCAAGAGGCAUCCUGAGAAGAGGGCCACAGGGUAAUUUGUUAGCAGCAAAGUGUUUUAAAGUGCAGAUGUUAUUAUUUCGAGUGAGGCCAAUAGGUCAGAUGAUCGCCAUUGAAAAGACAGUCUGUUAGCCCUGACGGGUUUGGCCCAGUCGGUUGGGCAUCGUUCUGCAAAGUGAAAGGUCUCCGGUGCAAUUCCUGGCCAGGGCACAUGCCCAGGUUUCUGGGUUUGUUUUCAGUCCCAGUUGGGGGUGCCUAGAGAGGAAGCCAAUGGAUGUUUCUCUCUCACAUCGCUGUUUCUCUCCCUCUCUUUCUCCCUCCCUUCCCUCUCACCACCCCUCCUCCCAAAAAUAAAUUAAAAAGACAGUUUGUUAUUCUCACAGAUCCCAACAGAACAGAGCAUCACAAGCCAUGCAGGGCCACACAGGGAAGCGCCAGGGUCAGCCAGGAGGCAGAGGCAGAGAGGGGAACCGUGGUGAGAGCAGUUGCUGUGGCUUCUUCAAGAAGGAGCACAUGGGGCGGGAUAAGGAGGCUUAAGGUUAGCUGGUUUGAAUAAUUUCAGCAGCCUCGUGGGGUCCUGAGGUACCUGGAACCUGGCCCUGGGGAGAUCAGGCUGAAGGGUCACAUCCUGGAGUGUAAUGUCUUGAAAAGGGAAGUGGCAGGGAGCCUGGGCUGUGGGCUGCUGGGUCCGCGUGGGAAAGGCCUGGGCAUGGGUGCGCUCAUGAUUACCUCCAGGAAUUGGCUGGCCCUGUCAGCCAGGCCCCAGAUGUCAAAGCACCACCCAUACAGAAGAAAAAAAAAGGCACAGUUAUUGCACAAAGCUCUCAGCAGCGGGGUGCUGGGUGAGCAGAACUGAGAAGUGUCCACUACAGGUGGAAAGGGACAACAGAUCAGUCCAUGGGCCAGGACCCAGAGCCAGUGAUGUCCCCUUGUCUUGCUGGCAGUGUCCUCAUCUGUGCUGGCAGCCAGUGUGGCUGAGAGAGCUCACUGAGAUAGUCUACAAACUGGCCCUGGCAUGUGAGAUGUGCGGAUAAAUAUUCUUUUAUUUUUUUUAUCCUCCCCUGAGGACAGUCUUAUGGGUUUUAGAGACGGGGGAAGAGAAGGAGAGGGAGAAAAACAUAAAUGUGAGAGAGAAACAUUGAUCGGUAUCCUCUUGAACACACUCCGACCAGGGACCAAACCCCCAACCCAGGCAUGUGCCCUGACUGGGAAUCGAACCUGUGACACUUCGGUUAUGGGACGACACUCCAACCAACUGAAUCACACUGGCCAAGGCUAUGCCAGUGGUGCCUCAUUAUGCAGAAAGCUAGUGGACAUUAGAGAUCCCCCCUGAAAACAAGGCAAAGGCGACCUCUGGUGUCUUCAGAAUGCAUCAGGUAGGAUUCCAUCCUCACUUUCCAGCUGACACCAUUGAAAAUCAAAGAAGGGGGCUGAUAUGCCCAGGGCCACACAGAGCGGGGUUUUCCAUCAGGUUAAUGAGUCCACGGCAUGUGUCCUCAGAGUUGAAAAGACGAAGACCCUCCGUCUCUGCUCUGGUGCAGCUCAGACAUUUGCAGAGAGAGAGAGCCCCAGCACAAGGCAAUAAGUAUUUUCACAGCAGUGGCGCAUGAGAUUGCAGGGCCGUGACUCCCAGGAAAGACCAGAAGCCGUUGGAGAGGCCCAGAGUGACCAGGGGAAGGAUUUUGCUGACAUUUCAAGGAUCAGGAGGAGGUGCACAGAGGAACCACCUGGAAGCCCGCAUCCUUGUGGAGGCAGACCAACGUGCAAAGGCCUGAGGCUGUGAGGGGCCAAGUCACGUGGGGAACCUUGUGAGGUCAGGUUCCUGGAGCACAAGGUGGGUGGCUGCUGGGCCUUGCAGGACCCUUCAGGUCAGGCUGACAGCUGGUGGGAAAGGGGUGCAGCUGUCAGAACAUCAAGAAGGGCCGUGGUGGGCGUCCUCUCUGUUUCCAGAAACAUACUUCUAUGCUGGUAACUAUCUCCAUAUUAAUCUGUUCACAUCUCUGCCGACACGCCGUCCAUGUCACUGCCUCCACCUAUCCUGUGUCCAGAGGAGGGCAGCCUUGGGCUGCAAGCCUGUGAGGCCUGGGAACAGCCCGCAAGUCAGGGGUGGAGGCUGAGGAAUUCUCCAGAAGGUGGAGGUUCCAAAGAAGGGGCAGGCGUGGGAGGAGGUGCGUGAGUUGGAUCCCAGAACCUGAGGGAAGGGCUUGGAUCCUGCACUCUCCCCUGAGGCCUGUGGCCCACCCGCUUCUGCAGACCUUUCAGCCCCUCCUUCCUGCCCCUGAGAAGAAGGCUGGGCCUCCCCCAGGGGGUGCGGGGAAAACGGAGAGUUGGCCCAAUGUUGGGGCGAAGGGAGCAGGAAGUCGGCUGGGGAGUCUGCUGGGAAGUCCUUAGCAGCCACAGGCGACCCCCUGCACCACGCUGGCCAUCCUGUGAUCACGAGACCGCGGGAGAAUGGACAUUACACGCGGUUGGACAGGACGCAAUAGUGUCACGAGUCGCCUAGCUGUGCUGCAUUGAAACGUGUACUCCCUGACUCAGCAAAUUCACUUCUAAUAAUAUAUCCUAAAAACGCAGUAUUAGCUCGCAUGCAGAAAGAUCUGUCACACUACAGCCGAGAGGGCCUGGCGACAAGGACGUGCUUGUCGGCAUUAUUUAUAGCAACAAAGCCCAGCAAACAACCUACAACCCUUCCCUUGGAGAAUGCGUGUGCCGCCAUCGAUCAGCUCGAUGGAACCAUUUGCAACUACCGAAGGGACUGGAGAGAUGUUUCCGACGUGGCAGCUUAAAAAAAGAGAGUAAGUUGCCAAUGUUUGCAGGAUUCCAUAUUUUAAACCACACACACACCCCCCCCAAAAAUGAUAUUUGAGCCUUUUACAUUUAUUAAUUUUUAAGUUUUUACAGCUUAAGGUUUUUUUUUCUUUUCCCACAAGCAUGCUUUUCUCCCCUAAAUGGCUCAGUAUUGUUUGUUAAGAAUCCAUCCUUUCCUCUCAAACUUGUAAUGCCACCCUCAAAAUACAUUAAAUUCUCAAAUGGGUUUCUGUUCA
Phyllostomus hastatus (greater spear-nosed bat) is the source of this 5790-nucleotide messenger RNA. It is a transcript of the gene MAMSTR, whose product is annotated as MEF2 activating motif and SAP domain containing transcriptional regulator. Gene Ontology annotation, cellular component: nucleus. Gene Ontology annotation, biological process: regulation of transcription by RNA polymerase II. Lineage: Eukaryota; Metazoa; Chordata; Mammalia; Chiroptera; Phyllostomidae. The record is from RefSeq and is a predicted model, not a curated record. The transcript has 10 exons. The coding region runs from base 151 to 1431 and encodes 426 amino acids. Gene Ontology annotation, molecular function: transcription coregulator activity.